CUCUUGUAUCUCAGACACUGCUGAUCUAGACUUACACAUGACGAAUGUUAAAUUCUAGGUAGUGAUUCGUGCACGCUGUCGUCGAGGUAUUUCAAAAUGACUGUGGCAGAUGAACUACCUUCUCAAGACCUGACGCACCUGACCUUCUCCGAAAAGGGGAGACGGCGGCAGUCAUUCCGAACCGGCUACCGUUUUGGAAUAUCGGGGCUCAUGGUCUCUAAGAAAGAGACCAGGCAGUACUACUCAAUCAGCUUGUUUGUGACCACGUUCGAAAGCACAUAGAGACUUCAACCCCGAUAUCCUGAAAUGAAAGUCACACUUUACGCAUGACUCAAGCAGCGUCAAGGUCCCCUUCAGGCAUGAUCUAGGGACCUAAUGCAUGACUCUUGCUAUCUUCCGACCACUGCUUUGAAGUAGUUGUUUGAAGACACCUUGAUUCGCAGCCACCAACCUGCAGUUCUUUGGUCAACGCUCGCAUUCGCAUACACGCGCAGAAGCAAUUCAGGGUCAUCAUAAAAUUUGAUGUCGCACACCACGCUAGAAUAGCGUGUCUCUUUGUU
Protomyces lactucae-debilis is the source of this 560-nucleotide messenger RNA. RefSeq lists its product as uncharacterized. The transcript is spliced from 2 exons. The record is from RefSeq and is a predicted model, not a curated record. NCBI's taxonomy places the organism in Eukaryota, Fungi, Ascomycota, Taphrinomycetes, Taphrinales, Protomycetaceae. Bases 97 to 282 code for a protein of 61 amino acids.